This is a messenger RNA of Coregonus sp. 'balchen', 494 nucleotides long. The record is from the annotation of a GenBank genome assembly. NCBI's taxonomy places the organism in Eukaryota, Metazoa, Chordata, Actinopteri, Salmoniformes, Salmonidae.
UCGACCUUACCAGAGCACUCCGUCGCAUUCUACUCACCAACACCAACUCCCACCAGCCAUCAUAUGCAGAAUAAUAGUGAUGUGAAGUUCACCAGUUCUUUUUCCAUCGAAUCCAUCCUGAAAAGAGACAGUCCUCCUCGUCUGUGCCCAAGACCUGCUCCUUUAUCGGUUGCGUCCAGCGCGCAAACGGAUCAACUGCCAUUGGGCGCAGAGAGAGGUGUUGGAACCAAGAGGAGGAUGAGCUGGGACUCUCCACCUGUGGAGAUGCACCUUGUAGGUGACGGUUACCCCAGCUAUGCGACGGGGGAGUCACAGCCCAAGGACUCAUUGGAGAUAAUGGAAGACCCAUUAAGAAGAUGCGCAUGUGUGCCGAACCUUCCUACCUGAUCUACUCCAGACCCAGCGCUGCUCCUCCAUUUGCCGACCCUCCACGUAUCUGUUAUGUGAAGUACCCUGUGCCUACAUAUGCUUAUGAUGAUCACCAUUUUACAUAG